GAUCACUUCCGCCGCCGGGCCAGGCCCCGCCCCUCUCGCCCGGCAUCGCGGAGCGGUGGAGUCAAGAUGGAGGAGUACGCGCGCGAGCCUUGCCCCUGGCGCGUUGUGGACGACUGCGGCGGCGCCUUUACCAUGGGGACCGUGGGCGGUGGGGCCUUUCAGGCGGUCAGAGGCUUCCGCAAUUCUCCCGUGGGAGUAAACCACAGACUACGAGGGAGUCUGACAGCCGUUAGAACCAGGGCUCCGCAGUUGGGAGGUAGCUUUGCAGUUUGGGGAGGCCUGUUUUCCCUGAUUGACUGCAGUAUGGUUCAGGUCAGAGGGAAAGAAGACCCCUGGAACUCCAUCACGAGCGGUGCCUUAACGGGAGCCGUCCUGGCAGCAAGAAGCGGGCCAGUGGCCAUGGUUGGGUCGGCCGCGAUGGGGGGCGUUCUGCUAGCGCUCAUCGAAGGAGCUGGAAUCCUGUUGACGAGAUUUGCCUCUGCCCAGUUUCCCAGCGGUCCUCCGUUUGCUGAAGACCCCUCCCAGUUGCCUUCAGCGCAGCUACCAUCCUCACCUUUCGGGGACUAUCGACAGUACCAGUAGGACCUGUCUCCCAGGACUUCUUUAAGAGAACGAGCUGCGGUUCAAGGGAGGAUCUCGGAAGAUCAAAUUCAGUCUGUUUUUAAAACUGUAGGUGGGACAGCUAUGGCCAAAUAGGCUGUGAAGAGACAUUGAGCACAUUUUUUUAUUUAAAGGAAUGUGGGGGGCGGGGGAGGGUCUUAAAAGAUAAUACAUUUAUUUAUUCACACUUGGAUUGCGUUUGUGAUCAAAAUAAAUGUCUGAAAUCUUUAGAAGGAAAAACAGUAAGUGCUUGGAAAAUGAAGGA
This is a messenger RNA of Kogia breviceps (pygmy sperm whale), 865 nucleotides long. RefSeq names its product translocase of inner mitochondrial membrane 17A (gene TIMM17A). Gene Ontology annotation, molecular function: transmembrane protein transporter activity. NCBI's taxonomy places the organism in Eukaryota, Metazoa, Chordata, Mammalia, Artiodactyla, Physeteridae. The record is from RefSeq and is a predicted model, not a curated record. Gene Ontology annotation, cellular component: mitochondrial inner membrane; TIM23 mitochondrial import inner membrane translocase complex. Gene Ontology annotation, biological process: protein import into mitochondrial matrix.